Molecule: messenger RNA, 2012 nt
Organism: Impatiens glandulifera
Lineage: Eukaryota; Viridiplantae; Streptophyta; Magnoliopsida; Ericales; Balsaminaceae
Product: coilin-like
Exons: 13
Coding region: 90-1982 (630 amino acids)
Biological process (GO): spliceosomal snRNP assembly
Cellular component (GO): Cajal body
Molecular function (GO): U2 snRNA binding; U1 snRNA binding
Source: RefSeq, a predicted model, not a curated record
AGGAAUCAAGGAAAGACUACUAGUCUACUAGGCAGGAGAAUCCUCCUCUCUCCCAUUCCGACAGACGCUAGCUUUACAUGUCGUGAACCAUGGGGACAAUAAGACUUCGAGUGUCGUUUGAAGAUCGCCACAUUCUGAGCAAAUUACAGAAAUCGGAGCGAUUGAAACGAAGCUGGCUUCUCCUCAGUCCUCAACAUAAGACCAUCUCUGAUGUCUCAUACUAUCUUAUUGAAGCGUUUCAACUCGCUCACACUUGCCCUAAUGGAAUCGUACUAUCGAUGGAUGGGUUUGUACUGCCGCCGUUUGAAUCAGUGGGUAUCUUAAAUGACAAAGAUGUAAUCAGUGUCAAGAAGAAAGUAUUCAAGGCAUCUAAUAUUAUCAAAGCAGGGGAACCUGAAUGGCAACUUGUGUUGCAUAACAAAGAUAUUAUGGCCAAGCAACCAGAGCCUGCUGCUAUUCCACUUUUGGCAAAUGAGGAGUUUGGAAAAGAAGCUGGUGGUUAUGAAAGUGAUUCAGAAAUGGAAGGUACUAGGGCUGAGGAUGCUUUACAUGUGGAGAAUCCUGUUGAAGUCGAGUUUUCAAAGAAAAGAAAAGCAACAGAAAGUCUUCCGAGUGCUAGCAAGAAGAGAAAGUGCAACACGAUCACUGAAGAUUUUGAAACCAGCAAGGAUUAUGAGAAUGGCAAGAUCCAGACGGAGAUGAAUAUAAGCAAGGAUGAGGAAGUACCAACCGUUGAGAUUUCAUGCAAGGAAUCUAUUUUCAUUGGUGCUAAAAGCAUCAAGGAGCAACCCUCAAAGAGGAAAAAGAGUGUUAAUCAUCCUGGAAGAAAGGGUACAGUCAUCAUGAAGUCACGUGAUUUACCUGACUCAACUAGAAAGGUUAGCAGAAGUUCUAGGCGAAAAUAUGCCAAAAGGAAAUUUCUGAAGGAAUUACGGGAAGCUGAAAAUAAUAUCGAAAGGUCAAAGGUCUCAAAAAAUGAGGAGCAAUCUCCCGAAAAGGAGAUGCAGAAGAAUCCUACAGAGUACCAAUCCUUUGAAAAGGACAAACUGAAGAAUCCUAUUAAAUGUCAUGGACCAGAUCAUUAUAGUGAAGUAGAUGGUGACAUUGUUCCUAUCAUUAUUAGACCAGGACAUAUUCGCUUUGAGCCCCUGGAAAAAGACCACAUUGUCCAGGAUAAUCCAAUACCACUGGAAUCAUUUCAGUGGAAUGGAAUCACCAGCAAGGAAAAGGGUCAGAAGUGGGGUAAAGAGAAAUUCCCAGCUAAAAGAGUUAUUGACUCUAAAGACUUAAACAAUAGAUCUUCUUCUGAUAAAGAAUCUCAUCUAAUUGAACCUAUGAACUUUGAAAACCUAGCACCACUUUCAACACUGCCUCAGAAUGGUGAUUUAAUUGCUUAUCGUCUUCUUGAAUUAUCUUCAACUUGGACACCUAUGCUUUCUUCUUUUCGGGUUGGAAAGACGUCAAGAUGUGAUGCUGAAUCAAAUGUGGUUCUGUUAACUCCAGUCUCAGAAUAUCCUAUUGUUGAGGAGAAGAAGGCAGAUGAUGAUGUCUCAGAGCAACGAGAAGACUCUCUUUAUAAGGAAGAUGGAUCUUUAGAGAUUGAUUUUUCUUCAUUGAUUGAUGUACGAAUUUUCAAGCCCAGCAACCAUGAUCCUGCUGAAGCUGUUAAUGGAAGGGGCAGUAAUGAUCUUGAUUGGAAUACAUUGAUCCCUGUUAAUGCUGCCACCUCAGAUAAAAAAGAAACUAACCGUUGGGAAGAAAUGAGCAAGACUCUUAGUGCCAAGAAGAGUGUCUGGGGUAGUAACACUAUAAAUAGUCUAGGCAAACCUGUAGGUCACUACAGUGGAAACCCAAAAAGUACCCAUUGGGGUAGUAGGAAUAUUAAUACUACUUUUGGCAAGAGCUCGUGGUCAUCUUAUAAAGCAUUUACUGGUGGCGCACCACCCAGACCCUACCACAGCUUCUCUAAGAGCAGAAAAUAAUCAUAUUUUGUUGGUGGUGUGUUUUUGUUC